This is a messenger RNA of Amyelois transitella, 1105 nucleotides long. Its product is annotated as protein ABHD11. The record is from RefSeq and is a predicted model, not a curated record. Gene Ontology annotation, molecular function: catalytic activity. Gene Ontology annotation, cellular component: mitochondrion. The coding region runs from base 58 to 999 and encodes 313 amino acids. The transcript is spliced from 3 exons. Lineage: Eukaryota; Metazoa; Arthropoda; Insecta; Lepidoptera; Pyralidae.
UCGGGCGUAUAAUGUCACAAAAUUUUGUUUUCCUUUUAAAACCGAUACAAUACAAAAAUGUUAUUCAAUAAAUUAGGCUUCAAAAAUGUAUUUCGGUGCUGCAAUUUUCACUCUAGAUAUCUACAAAAUGUGCUUCAAAGGGGUUUGGCUACCAACAUGAACCAUUCUGAAGCUGUAGACCUGGCGUAUGCUUCAUACGAGAGCACCUCUGAUGCGGAAAAUUCUCAGCCACCUCUCGUCAUAUUACAUGGUUUGUUGGGUUCCAAGAACAACUGGAACAGUAUGAGUAAAGCCAUUCAUAGGACGACCGGCAGAAAAGUAAUAAGCGUAGACGCGCGCAACCAUGGUGAUAGCAGGCAUUCUUCGCAACAUACAUACAUACAUAUGGCUCACGACGUUAUGAAAUUGCUAAAGAAGUUGGAAUUGUCUAAGGUGUCCGUCCUCGGUCACAGUAUGGGCGGCCGCACCGCCAUGGUUCUGUCUCUGCUAUGUUCUGAUCUCAUUUCAAGCCUAAUUGUGGUUGACAUAUCUCCAGUGAGAACCAGUCCUCAGAUUUCAUCAAUGGCCAACCUUUUUGAUGCUAUGACUGCAGUGUCAGUCAGGGCUGGUAUAGCAAUGUCGAAGGCUCGGAAGUUGGCUGAUGAUCAGUUAAAAAACAUAACUCCGGAUAUAAACUUGCGGAAUUUUUUGAUAACAAAUCUAGUCCAAACCAACUCUGGUGCUUACACCUGGAGAGUGAACCUGCCUGCUUUGAAAGAUAACUUCCAGAACCACAUCUGCUGUUUCCCGUCCAACCUGAAGGGCCUACAGUACUGUGGACCAACAUUAUUUAUUGGAGGGUCCUUGUCAGAUUAUAUUGGAAAGAAUGACUUACCUGAAAUCCAAGAGUACUUUCCUCUAGCUGAACUGGUGUUUGUGGAAGGCGCCGGCCACUGGGUGCACAGCCAGAAACCGGAAAAAUUCCUGGAUAUUGUCUGCAAAUUCCUAACAGAGAAAUAAACUUGUAUCAAACAUUUUCUAGUACAAUUAUUGUGAUUCUUAUAUACAAUUUGUUAUUUAUUUAAAUUUUACAAUUUUACCAGUUUUUUUUUUAGUUAUAGUGUAA